This is a messenger RNA of Selaginella moellendorffii, 1757 nucleotides long. RefSeq names its product aldehyde dehydrogenase family 3 member H1. Gene Ontology annotation, molecular function: aldehyde dehydrogenase (NAD+) activity. The transcript has 9 exons. NCBI's taxonomy places the organism in Eukaryota, Viridiplantae, Streptophyta, Lycopodiopsida, Selaginellales, Selaginellaceae. Gene Ontology annotation, cellular component: cytoplasm. Gene Ontology annotation, biological process: aldehyde metabolic process. The record is from RefSeq and is a predicted model, not a curated record. The coding region runs from base 104 to 1612 and encodes 502 amino acids.
UGAAAGGAUUUGGCGUAUUGUGUGAGUGCGCGGGAUGAGCGCGCGGUGGAAGAAAGGAUAAAGGAGGAGGUUCUUCGUGUCUAGCGUGUUCUUCUUGGCAGCUAUGGAGGACGAGGAGAAUACCACAUUGGACAUCAAUCCGCGCCUCCGCGAGGGCUUUCGAUCGGGGCGGACGAGGAGCUCUGCCUGGCGAUCCCAGCAGCUCCAUGCGAUCGCCCGGAUGAUCGACGAGUGCGACGCGCAGAUCUACAGCGCCGUCGCACAAGACACUGGCAAGUCGCCAUUCGAAGUCGAAAUCCUCGAGAUCUUUCCCGUCAAGAGCGCGUGCCAGCUCGCGAUCAAAAACCUCAAGAAUUGGACGGCCGCCGUGAAUGUUCCACCGCUGCUGGCGACGCUCCCGGCGUCGGCCUCCAUGAAGCCCGAGCCUUUCGGUGUCGUGCUGAUAAUCUCCGCCUGGAAUUUCCCGUUUCUCCUUUCCCUGGACCCGAUGGUUGGAGCUAUUGCCGCGGGUAAUGCUGUGGUGUUGAAGCCGUCGGAGAUGGCACCAGCGACAUCGGCGUUGAUCGCACGGCUGCUCCCUUUGUACUUGGAUAAAUCUGCGAUUCGCGUGGUCGAGGGUGGAGUUCCGGAAACCACUGCUCUUCUCCAACAAAAGUGGGAUAAGAUUUUCUACACGGGCAGUCCAAGAGUCGGACGAAUUGUCAUGGCUGAGGCCGCAAAGAAUCUGACGCCAGUCACUUUGGAACUCGGGGGAAAGUCACCAGUUAUUGUUGAUUCUUCAAGCGAUCUCAAAGUAAAGUUUUCAAGUCUUUUUCGGUUUUGCCUUGGUGGAUUUUGGCUGACCUUUCUCUUCCAGGUCGCUACCAGAAGGAUCGCUGUUGGAAAAUGGGGAAACAACAAUGGUCAAGCCUGCGUCAGCCCAGACUAUGUGCUUGUCGACUCGUCUUGCUCGACUAAAUUCAUAGAAGCCAUGAAAGAUACGCUCAAGAGCUUUUACGGAGAGAAUCCUAGGGAGUCGAUGGACAUUUCGCGGGUGGUUAAUAUUAACCAUUUCAAUCGCCUGGUGGGCCUGUUGGACGAUCCAAACAUCGCAUCAAAAAUUGCACACGGUGGUGAAAAAGACGAGACGAAGCUGUACAUUGCUCCAACUCUUCUCGAGGACGUCCCGUUGGACUCGAAGGUGAUGAGCGAGGAAAUAUUCGGCCCAAUUCUUCCAAUCAUCUCGGUGCGAUCCAUCGACGAGGCUAUUGACAUCGUGAACAGCCGGCCAAAGCCUCUGGCGCUCUACCUCUUCACCAAGAAGGACAAAGUGAAAGAGAAGGUCAUCGCAGAGACGUCGGCCGGAGGCAUGGUUGUAAACGACUGCUGCUUGCACUUCUUGACAACCACACUCCCAUUCGGUGGAGUCGGAGAGAGCGGCAUGGGAUCCUACCACGGCAAGUUCUCGUUCGACGCCUUCAGCCACCACAAGGCAAUCCUGACGAGGCCGUUCUGGAUGGACAUCAUGGCCCGGUAUCCUCCCUACAGCGCGCACAAGAAGACCUUCAUCCGGUGCCUGCUCGAGGCCGACUUUGUGGGGGUUAUCCUCUGCCUUCUCGGCCUCAAGGGCUGAUCCUUCUUCACCGGUUUUCUUUCCUCUCUAAUUUUUUUUCUCCCUCACUGACGUAAUUUGCUGUUCUUUUCUUGGUUUUCUAGAUUCGAAACGAGUUGCUUGUAUAGUUUGAAGCCAUAAUAAUCUACGUGCUCAAGUCAACGAA